Messenger RNA from Somion occarium, 614 nucleotides. The record is from the annotation of a GenBank genome assembly. NCBI's taxonomy places the organism in Eukaryota, Fungi, Basidiomycota, Agaricomycetes, Polyporales, Cerrenaceae.
UGACUUGUGAUUCUUACCACUGACGAUCAAGAUGCAGCGAGGUCAAGUACCACAGGGUCCAACAGUAUGGCAAAAACUCAAAAUGGGUGCCAUGAUGGGUGCCGGUGUUGGCCUCACGAUUGGUUUCAUUUUCGGCUCGUAUAGCAUCCUGAGGGGAGGUGCAGGAUCUCGAGGAGCUCUUCCUACGCUCUCACAAUACAUGCUGAGCAGCGCAGCGACAUUCAGUUUCUUCCUUGCCAUCGGUUCCGUCAUUCGUAACGAGGGUGAACUUCCGGCACACUGGGAAGCAUCACGGCUUCACUUCACUCAAACAGCCCUCCAGUCAAGACAGCAGGGUCUCGCAGCCAUGAAGGCAAGGUGGGAGCUCGAGAAACGACGGGAAGAUUGAUUUCAUGAUCAUAUUCCAACCACAUGCUUCUGACCCUACAACUACACUACACUACUGCCAUCAAUGUUCCGGAUAGCAAAAACACAAUGUUACAUGAAUCUACCAAUGUAACUACCUAAUCGACCUGCACUGCUGGCCUAAGAUGGUCCUUCCUUCCGUUUUGUACUUUAUCCAAAUCCAUGCACACUUGAGCAUUAGCGAAAUGACCAGAUGAACACAUGACCAG